AUGCUGGCAGCCAGUGGGUUCGGAUGGGACAAUGAGCGGAUGGUGGUCACGGCUCUUAAUAAAGUCUGGGAGGAGUAUCUUAGGUCUCACCCGUGUGCUGAAAGACUCCGCGGGAAAUGCAUCGAUAGAAUGGAUGACCUUGCAAUUAUCGUCGGAUCCGACCAGGCCACGGGACAUUAUGUGCAAGGUAGUAGGAGUAUGGCCGCAUCAGCAUCAUCAUCUUGUCUUCAACAAGAUCUUAAUGAUGCAUGGAGAGAGCUCGAUGAUGAUAUUGACAAUAUGAUUGACCUCUCAGAGGAUCAUGUAGUAGACUCCACAGGGACAAUUUCAUUUUCACCGGACAGUCCUUCGAUGAAACAUCGCGGCUCCUGUGGCACUCCUACUCGUAUUGUUGAUUCCGAUAGUAACCGAUGUGGGACCACAAUAAGGAAACGAUAG
Messenger RNA from Magnolia sinica, 438 nucleotides. RefSeq lists its product as uncharacterized. Bases 1 to 438 code for a protein of 145 amino acids. The transcript is spliced from 2 exons. The record is from RefSeq and is a predicted model, not a curated record. NCBI's taxonomy places the organism in Eukaryota, Viridiplantae, Streptophyta, Magnoliopsida, Magnoliales, Magnoliaceae.